AUGAGCCCUGCUGGUGAAGCCCAGCGCACGUCAAGCCAGACUGCCAAAUCGUCUGCCUUCAACGCGACCCAGGGUCCAGCUCGAUGCACCCCGCGCGCAAGCAAACGACGCGACCAACCGGUGCGCCCAGGCAAUUCGCCUGCACCUCCAACGAAGAAGCAAGCUGCGCCUGCAAGUCCCGAUCGCUCGGACUCAUCGGACACACACUCAGCGGGCGCACACGCGGCGUCCUCGCCGUCGGCGCCCUACCGUUCGACGGCGGCACGCUGUCGUAGGGGCAAAGGCCCGUUUAGAGCUAGGGCUGGCCGUAGCGGCUCAAAGGCCGGCAAGGGUCAAGGAAAGCAAGUCCCCGUCGAAGCGAAGAACGUCCGUGCGUCAUCUUCCAUCACUAGCAUCACUCUGGCGGACUUCCACCCAAGCUCCACCAUUUAUUGCGGCGGCGACGCCAUGUGA
Molecule: messenger RNA, 453 nt
Organism: Phytophthora sojae
Lineage: Eukaryota; Oomycota; Peronosporomycetes; Peronosporales; Peronosporaceae
Exons: 1
Coding region: 1-453 (150 amino acids)
Source: RefSeq, a predicted model, not a curated record